This is a messenger RNA of Thrips palmi, 4542 nucleotides long. RefSeq lists its product as uncharacterized. The coding region runs from base 188 to 4333 and encodes 1381 amino acids. The transcript has 22 exons. Lineage: Eukaryota; Metazoa; Arthropoda; Insecta; Thysanoptera; Thripidae. The record is from RefSeq and is a predicted model, not a curated record.
CGCGUUCAGCACGACGUGCCUGUCAGUCGGCUCCGUUGAUCGGCCACCGGAGCACCUCGCCGUCAGCCAAGGAUCAAACCGUAACAGUUGGCGGAGUUGCUGACCGUCGCGGACCGAGACGAGAACGCCGACGCCCAGUGCGCCCAGUGCGGCAGCCUUCGGCAGCCUGCGUGUCGUGAAGGGCAUCAUGAAGCCCAGCCGGGGCCUGGCCGCUCGAGGGGCCGCCGCCGGGGCCCUGACCGCCCUGCUGCUCGCGUCGUCGCUCAUCGCCGUCACAGAAGAGGCGGCCGCACCGUCAGACCCCGCCGAAGCGCCCAGCUGCAGUCUCCAGCAUCACCCGGACGGCGACAAAGUGCAGCCAUGCACAUCCCCCGGAGACUCGUUGCCGCCCCGCCUGGAUGCCCUCCUGAAAAGCGACAAGAUCUCUCCGGAGUUCCGGACCGCGGCCGCUGCGAUGAACUUUGGCACCGUUAGCCCUGCUGUCAUGGGGGACAUCCCAGUCCUGCUGCUGCUCCAUUUAUCGGCCGGCUCCCUGUCCACGAGCGCCCCCCGCGCGCUGAGCGCCAUCAUCCGGAAGCACCCCAAGGACGUCGUGGUGGCGAAGGCCGUGCUGACGGCGCUGGACCUGGCCGACAACGAGAAGCGGACGCGGUUCAUCAGAGAGCUCGGCCUCACUUCUGGACUGAGUCUCGGGGUGCAGUCCGCCAUCGCUGCGUCGACCGUGCACUGGUGGGGCCCGGAGCUGGAGCAGCACUCGAUGGACUUGGCGAUGGUGGGCAGCCCGCUGCUGGCCGCGCUGCCGCCGGGCUACCUCGCCGAGCUGGACUCGGAGCGCACGGCCAAGAUGUUGAUGCGGCUACGCAACCACCCCUGGGAGUCCCCCGACGACCCGUCCUGGUCGUCGCAGUCUCCGGAAACCAAGCGCGUCUGGAUGACCAUGUUCAAGAAGGACGAUGCUUCCGGCAAGGGCCAACUCAUCAACUCGGGUACCGACGGCUUGAAGAUGCUGUGGGCGGGCGCCACCCCGGACGAGAUCGCCGACUUGCAGUUCGUGGACACGGACAGGCGGCUGCUGACGAGGCUGUCCCACCUGACCAAGCUGCAGACGCGCGCCUUCCUGGCCAAGCUGUACCCCACGGCGGCGCUGUCCUCGCUGGAGAUGAACGAGCUCUUCAGCUGGGCUUUGGACUUCUCUCCCGCCGGCCUGCAGCGCUUCCUGGCCAAUGACACGGACUUCAGCAACCUGCCGGCAGCGGACACGUCGCGCGCCUCGCUGCCCACCCUGAAGCAGGUCCUGGAGCAGGUGGUGGCGACCAUGGUGAUCCAGGGGCGCAUCGAGGAGGCCGGGGCGCCGGGCACGUGGGCGCGCAGGAUCAAGGACGUGGGGCGCCUCGCCUACCUCAUCAGGGCCGACCGCCUCGCCAACUACAGCCAGCACCAACUGCCCGCCGACGUCCUGACUGCCUUGGACACGUACAAGCUGUCGUCGCUCCAGGCGCGGUGUCUGACGAACAACGGCAAGUUCCUGGACCUGCAGCGCCCACUCAAGGACCUGGAAGGACUGCACGGCUUGACGCUGGCACUGAGCACGGGCAGGCUGGCGUCGCUGAGAACGUCCACCGUCAGCAACGACGUGAUGAACCACCUGCUGGAGUCCCUGCCCGCCACGAACCUGGGCCGCGCCUCCGUGCUGUUCAACAAGAUGCGUGCCUCGCUCUCCGAGCCCAAGGUGCUGGAGGCGGUGCUGCGGAAUCCGUCGCCGGGGCAGUUCUGGGCGCUGGUGUCGUCUCGCGAGGUGGCCGCCGAGCGCGAGGCCCUGGAGAAGGCCCUGUCGCGGACCAAGGCGCCCGUGGCCAGGUCGCGGGGCAUCUUCGACCUGGGGAUGUGGAUCGACCAGCACCUCAACAAGAAGGACGGCAUCGAGGAGCACUUGCGGUUUUUGCCCCAGGAUACGCUGUCUGCUGUGUUGGGUUCCGCUCGCCGAGAGCUGGCUUCGUCGUCAAAUUCUUCAGGGAGCGUCGUCUGGACGUCGGACACUCUCUUGGCGGCGGACAGGCCGCUGGUGCGCGGCGCGCUGCUGGGCCUGACCUGCGCUGACGUGAUUGCCAUGGACCUGGUGGACCUCCCCGUCAUCGUGGCCGCCCUGAACCGCCGCGUCGAGGAGGCUGGCGUGGCCUUCCCCAAGAGGCUGCAGCACUGCCUGCAGCGCGCCAUGGAGGACUACCUCGCGAUCAAGAAGCGCAUGCGCCAGUACCACCCCGACGUGCCUCUCAUCGAGGUCCUCGAGCCCAGCGACAUCGAAGCGUUCGGAGGCUACCUUCUGUCUGCACUGCGCCCCGGUCUCAUCCAGCAGUCGCACUACGCCAAGCUCAUCCUGUCGUCCAUCGGCUCGCUGUCGCCGCAGGAGCUGUUGGCCGCCGCGCCCAGCCUGGAGCGCCUGCGGGAGUUCGCGCUGCAGCUCGUGGACCUGUACCGAGCGACGCGCUCCGUGGGGCCGCGGUGCCUGUUCGCGCUCGGCAACCUGCACAUGUUCCUGCCCCCCGACGUGAUCACCGCCAUCGAGCCGGACGCGUGGAAGCUGUUCGUGGAGGCCCGGGCGGGCAGGCCGCUGUCGCUGGCCGUGUGUGGCGGCAGCGAGCAGAGGGACGCCUGGCACCGCCUCACGGUGCGCGCGUUCGGCUCGCCUUCGCUGUGGUCCGCUGGCGUGGUGGCCGCCCUCGGCGACGUCAUGGCUGCCCUCCCCGGCGACGUCCUGCUCACCGUGCGCAUGCCCAACUGGCGCGACGCCGCUGACACCCUGGCCGAGCGCACCGUCUACCACCGCCCCACCGGCGUGGCCGGCAGCGACCAGCCACGGCCUUUCGUCGAGGUGUGCCGCUCGCUGCUGAGCCCGGAGGAGCAGUCUUCGUACUACUGGAGUGUGCGGCGUGUCGCGCGCUUGUACCUGCGCGCGGCGCAGUGGCUCCUGGACACGGUGGAGGACGCCGACAAGCUGGUGCGUCGCCUCAUGCCGCGCAGCUCGCGCCCGCACUUCGCCAUCUCGCACCAUCGGCAGGCCGCUGUGGUGACGACCACCACGGAGGCGCCCACCACCACCAGCUCGACCACCACGACCACGGAGGUCACCACGACGGAGGACCCCUUCGGCAACUUCGAUGACUUCCUGACGUCCAAGGACCCCUGGCUGGUCAGCGCCUUGUCCACGCUGCUCCCCGUCCCGCAGGAGCCACCCAAGACCGUGAUCGUGGACAAGGACCCCGCUUCCACGACGAGCGCUGCGGAGACGACCACUGCCUGGACCACGGACGGCCCCUCCACCGUGCCGACCGCGGCGGCGAGCCUGCCCGAGCUAAAAUCGUGGGAUGAGUCCGACGUCAGCCAGUCCACGUCGGCCCCCAGCACUUCGUCGGCGACGUCGCCGCUGACGGAACGCGCGUCGGAGAGGAGCGACGGCACCCCUGCGCCGCAGUCGGUGGACUCGCUUCCCGCCCUCACGACGGCCCUCUACCCCAACCAGAGCACGUCCGGUGGCCAGCUGAACCUGAGCGCCACCACCGCCAAGUACAGCGCGGAGCUGGCCGACAAGGAGGAGGCCCUGGCGGCCGCCAACGUGUCCACGAUCGCAGUCCCCGCCGUCGCUGGAGAGCGGAAGGGGCAGGAUGGGCUGGAGGACCCCGAGGCGGCCGUCUUGGCCGAGAACAAGGUGCGACGCCGGCGGUCGGACGCCGCGGAGGACGAGAUGGAGCACCAGAUUUCACGCGAUGUGCAGGUUCAGGUGACGUGCGACGCGCUGCGCGUGCUGGGCGCCGCCUCCUCGCUCGCCAUCGUCAACAGCGACCCGGAGCACAUGCUGGACUCGGAGGUCAGCGACUGCGUGGAGGAGCUGGGCGCUGUGCGCCUCGGCGCGAGCGUCGCCAGGGACUUCUGGACCAAGAUACCAGAGAAGCAGCGCUUGGACUGGCUCGGAGACAUGGGCCAGCUCGUGCAGGGCAUGCCCGUGGACGAAGUGCCUCGACUCAACCUGAGCCUUGCUCACGAGAACGUAUUGGACACGCUGAGCGUCGUCGGCAGCCACGUGACGGACCGGCAGUGCUGGACGCGGUGGCGACGCAGCUGGAGCUCCAGAACCCGCAGCUCCGGACGGUGGCCGGCACGGCUGGUGGCACGACGGCCGGCGACGUGGACCCGGACAGCCUGCUGGUGGCGCUGGGGCCGUUGGCGUGCUCGCUGCGCGUGGACCUGCAGCGCCUGCUGCUGUCGCGGCGCGGCGCCCUGCAGCACGCGGCCCGCAGCCUCCAGGGAGUCGGCGCGCGCUGCAACUCGACCUGCUUGAAGGAGCUGGCGACGGCCGCGGUGGCGGACACGGCUCUGGGGCACCUCUCCUCGUGGACGGCCGAGGACGUGCGGGACUUGGGCGUCAUCGUGGCGGGACUCGCUCCGGAGCAGCUUCAGGAACUACGGAAACCUUUGGACCAGGUGGAGCAGCCCGUUUCCGGGCUUGCCGCCAGCGCGGUGGCCUGCAUGACGCCCGAACAAGUGCAG